UCAAGAAGAUAUAUGGCGACGGCCAGGGCACCAUGCAGUACGUCACCAGCGUGCUGAACCAGUGGGGCCAGUUCCUGACCACAGUGGUGGUAGCAGCAGAGUCUGAGGGCUGCUACAGGCGCAUGGCCAAAGGUCUGAUGGCCCGCUUUGACCGAGCUGGAGCUCCUGCACCCAAAAUCAUAUAUGCAGAUAGCAACUGUUGUCGAGACAGUGGUUCAUCCUUCCUGGAGAACCUCUUUGCAGACUGGGUGCAGAAGGGGACGGUGGUCAGACUGGACAUUCGACACUGGCUCCACCGCUGGGACGCCGUUGUCAUCAAGCAGAGCCACGCCAUGAGUGCCCUGGCAGGCGCAGUGCUAGCCUACAACAGGGACGACAUGAUGCUGCUGAUCCAGGCAGUCAGGCAGGGCAACCUGGAGCUCUACAGCAGGCUUUCAGACGAGGACAUGAUGGCCUUCCUCAAACCUCACCAGAUAAGGUCCUACGUCAGACGCAUCACCCGUGGGGUCGAGGAGACGGCUUCAGCGAUUGAGUCCAUCAUCGCCGAGCUGAAGGGACCUGCGGGCCUCGACAUCGACGGCAUCCACCUGUUCAAGUCGGCGCAGGCGGUGGACGCUCACUGGGCCACCGCUAGCAAGCAUCUCAGCUGCAUGCAGGUGGGGAAACACUUCUGCACUAAUCACUGCAAAACUGACAAAUUACUAUUGCAUUCUCUGAUUGGAUGCCAUAAUUAAGCCCGUCACAAUAAGCAAUACAUAAAUUAAUCGAAUGACAAUUUUAGACAAACAUUUACAUGCAGUACAAAGUAGUUAGCUUGCACUA
Xiphophorus hellerii (green swordtail) is the source of this 822-nucleotide messenger RNA. RefSeq lists its product as uncharacterized. The transcript has 3 exons. The coding region runs from base 33 to 734 and encodes 233 amino acids. The record is from RefSeq and is a predicted model, not a curated record. Lineage: Eukaryota; Metazoa; Chordata; Actinopteri; Cyprinodontiformes; Poeciliidae.